AUGGAAAACGUGAUUCGUGAGGAUCAAAACACUCGCAAGACAUGGAUACUAUCGAGUUGUGGAAGGAAGUACUUGCAACUGCAAUUUUCGCCCAGUCAAUUGAAAUCCAUGUUGGAGUUCUGUGAACAUUUUUCCUCCAGACGGCCAAUUAGUUCAUUGGAUUACAUCGAGUGCAGCUUCAAGCGACACAUUCUAAUCGUUUUAUUUGAAAGUGUCCUGCUUCGACAGAACCACGGCAAGACACGACAAAUGGAUCUUGGAACCGAUAUAAACGAAUAUAAGCAGUGCCUCAUGCAAAUGAAAACAGGAUAUUCGACGUUUUGCCUUGAAGAGGAGCUGAUAGACGAGACCUGCUUGUGGUGGAUCGAGCUGCUCACUUGCGCAUAUUUUUGGAAAAACGGACGAUUGAAAGAAGCUCGACAAAAAUACCUUGUUAUCAAAAGCAUUCCGAAGUCCCUCCUGAAAAAAAAUCUGGCUUUGGCUGUAGUGCACAGCUUCUGCGCCGUUAAGCUUUCGGUGGAGGACACCAAGCGACAGCACGUCGAACAGCUAAUAUGGAUUCAUUGCGUUCAGGCUCGAAAACGCAUGCGGUUGUAUGCCCAGGAAACGCCUCAGGAUACAUUCUUGGAAAACUUGGCACUCGCACUGUCCGUCGAUUGGCAGCUUCAAAGCCUGAUCAAGAUACUGUCCGUCGUUCACGGUCCUCAGCGGUCGACUGCUGCCAGGUAUGUUCCACGUCAGCUGAAAUUGUUAUACAGUGAAGGACUUGUGCUGCUUCGUCGUACGGUCGUCGUCGAUCACAGGUUACAGCUAAAGGAUUUGCUGCACGAGGUAUGCUGGCGAAUUUUAAACAAUAUGAAUCCCAUCGUCACAAAGCAGAUCAUAAUUGAACUGGUAAAGGCAGCCAACGAACCGCUGCUUAAGCUGCUACUGCCAAAGAUGUGCAAUAGCGUCGAUUUGAAAAUCGUUGAAUCUGUACUAAAGCUGUCUUAA
This is a messenger RNA of Soboliphyme baturini, 993 nucleotides long. NCBI's taxonomy places the organism in Eukaryota, Metazoa, Nematoda, Enoplea, Dioctophymatida, Soboliphymatidae. The record is from the annotation of a GenBank genome assembly.